UACAGGUUUUUCCAUAGACAGUUGGCACAAUGUUCUACGCUCACUUUGUCCUGAGCAAGCGAGGGCCGCUAGCCAAAAUCUGGCUGGCGGCCCAUUGGGAUAAGAAGUUAACCAAAGCCCAUGUGUUUGAGUGCAAUUUGGAAAGCAGUGUGGAGAGCAUCAUCUCGCCUAAGGUGAAGAUGGCUCUUCGAACUUCAGGACACCUUUUACUGGGAGUUGUUAGAAUCUACCACAGGAAAGCCAAAUAUCUCCUUGCAGAUUGUAAUGAGGCAUUCAUUAAGAUCAAGAUGGCUUUCCGUCCAGGUGUGGUUGAUUUGCCUGAGGAAAACAGGGAAGCUGCCUACAAUGCUAUCACUUUACCUGAAGAGUUUCAUGAUUUUGAUCAGCCAUUACCAGACUUAGAUGAUAUUGAUGUGGCUCAGCAAUUCAGUUUGAACCAAAGCAGAGUGGAAGAAAUUACAAUGCGAGAAGAAGUGGGCAAUAUCAGUAUCCUUCAGGAAAAUGAUUUUGGUGACUUUGGAAUGGAUGAUCGUGAAAUGAUGAGAGAAGAUAGUGCAUUUCCUGAUGACAUGCUGGAUAGCACUAGUGCUUCCAACCUUCUCCUGGAGCCUGAGCAGAGCACCAGUCAUCUUAAUGAGAAAUCCAAUCACUUGGAAUACGAAGAUCAGUACAAGGAUGACAAUUUUGGAGAGGGAAAUGAUGGCGGAAUACUGGAUGACAAGCUUCUCAGCAACAAUGAAGGAGGCAUAUUUGAUGACCCGCCUGCCCUCUCAGAAGGAGGAGUAAUGAUGCCCGAGCAGCCUCCCCACGACGAUUUGGAUGACGAUGACAACGUCUCAAUGGGUGGACCAGAUAGCCCAGAUUCAGUAGAUCCUGUCGAACCGUUGCCGACGAUGACUGACCAGACCACUCUAGUUCCAAACGAAGAGGAAGCUUUUGCUUUGGAGCCUAUUGAUAUAACUGUUAAGGAAACCAAGGCAAAGAGGAAGAGAAAGCUGAUUGUAGACAGUGUGAAAGAACUGGACAGCAAGACUAUCAGAGCCCAGCUGAGUGACUACUCAGAUAUAGUUACUACACUGGACUUGGCGCCUCCUACUAAGAAGCUGAUGAUGUGGAAAGAGACCGGAGGAGUCGAAAAACUUUUCUCUCUUCCUGCUCAACCUCUGUGGAAUAACCGAUUGUUGAAGCUCUUCACCCGCUGUCUUACACCUCUUGUACCAGAAGACCUUAGAAAGAGGAGGAAAGGGGGAGAGGCCGAUAACUUGGAUGAGUUCCUUAAAGACUUCGAGAACCCUGAAGUGCCCCGAGAGGAGCUGCCUCAGCGUAAUGUGAUCGACGAACCCAUCUUGGAAGAGCCAAGCCGCCUCCAGGAAUCCAUAAUGGAAGUCAGCAGGACCAACUUAGAUGAAUCGGUGAUGCCCCCACCUCCACCUCAGACAGGUGUGAAGCGAAAGGCUGCGCAAGUGGAACCGGAGCCUGUCCUACCGGCUCAGCCAUUGCAGCAGAUCGAAAUGCCCCCAGUGGAGCUGCCUCCUGAAGAACCCCCAAACAUCUGCCAACUAAUUCCAGAGCUGGAGCUCUUGCCUGAAAAAGAGAAGGAAAAAGAAAAGGAGAAGGAGGAAGAGGAGGAGGAAGAGGAGGAAGAUGGCACAGGAGGUGAUCAAGAUCAAGAGGAAAGACGGUGGAACAAGAGAACUCAACAGAUGCUUCAUGGUCUUCAGAGAGCUCUUGCCAAAACGGGAGCAGAAUCCAUCAGUUUGCUUGAGCUGUGCAGGAACACAAACCGCAAACAAGCAGCGGCGAAGUUCUACAGUUUCUUGGUACUGAAAAAGCAGCAGGCGAUCGAGCUGACGCAGGAGGAGCCGUACAGUGACAUCAUUGCGACUCCCGGUCCCCGAUUCCAUAUUAUUUGAGUGCUUGGCUUUACUGUGUAUAGUUAGC
Molecule: messenger RNA, 1941 nt
Organism: Euleptes europaea (tarantolino)
Lineage: Eukaryota; Metazoa; Chordata; Lepidosauria; Squamata; Sphaerodactylidae
Gene: RAD21
Product: RAD21 cohesin complex component
Exons: 13
Coding region: 30-1913 (627 amino acids)
Biological process (GO): replication-born double-strand break repair via sister chromatid exchange; synaptonemal complex assembly; mitotic sister chromatid cohesion
Cellular component (GO): synaptonemal complex; cohesin complex
Molecular function (GO): protein binding; chromatin binding
Source: RefSeq, a predicted model, not a curated record